Molecule: messenger RNA, 1238 nt
Organism: Protobothrops mucrosquamatus (brown spotted pit viper)
Lineage: Eukaryota; Metazoa; Chordata; Lepidosauria; Squamata; Viperidae
Gene: CHST11
Product: carbohydrate sulfotransferase 11
Exons: 2
Coding region: 1-861 (286 amino acids)
Biological process (GO): carbohydrate biosynthetic process; proteoglycan biosynthetic process
Cellular component (GO): membrane
Molecular function (GO): sulfotransferase activity
Source: RefSeq, a predicted model, not a curated record
AUGGAGUUGGAAUUAUCCAGCACAGCAAUCCUUCAUCAAAUCCGGAGGGAUCAAGUGACAGAUACAUGCCGAGCCAACAUCAUGUCCAGCAAGAAGCGUCGUGUGUUAACACCUAAUGAUCUUAAACAUUUAGUGGUUGAUGAAGAUCAUGAAUUGAUUUAUUGCUAUGUCCCCAAAGUGGCCUGUACCAACUGGAAAAGAGUCAUGAUGGUGUUGACUGGGAGAGGAAAAUACACCGAUCCAAUGGAGAUACCAGCAAAUGAAGCACAUGUCUCAUCAAACUUGAAAACACUCAACCAGUACAGCAUCCCAGAGAUCAACCAUCGCUUGAAAAACUACAUGAAGUUUUUAUUUGUCCGUGAGCCUUUCGAGAGAUUGGUGUCAGCCUACAGAAACAAAUUUACCCAAAAAUAUAACACCUCCUUUCACAAGAGAUAUGGUACCAAAAUUGUGAAGCGCCAAAGGAAAAAUGCAACACAGGAGGCUCUGCAUAAAGGUGAUGAUGUAAAAUUUGAAGAGUUUGUGGCUUACCUCAUAGACCCGCAAACUCAAAGAGAGGAGCCCUUCAACGAACACUGGCAAACUGUCUUUUCUCUGUGCCAUCCUUGUCACAUCCAUUACGACCUCAUAGGGAAGUACGAGACUCUUGAGGAGGAUUCCAACUACAUUCUUCAACUAGCAGGAGUAGGAAACUAUCUCAAGUUCCCCACUUAUGCAAAGUCUACAAGAACUACUGAUGAAAUGACUGCAGAGUUCUUCCAGAACAUCAGUUCAGAGCACCAAACACAGCUGUAUGAAGUCUACAAACUUGAUUUUUUAAUGUUCAAUUACUCAGUGCCAAGCUACCUGAAACUGGAAUGAAAUGUGGAUACCCAGAGAAAGAAAGAAAGCUGUUUAAUUUAAAAUGUUUAUUUGUCAUAAUUAUGUAUGAAGAAUUGGAUAUUUUGUAAGUUAAUAUUUUUUUUCUCUUUUGUUAGUAAUGCUGCGAGCAGCAUAGUUGGAAAUUUAUUAUUUAAAUGGUUGGUAAGAAAGGACAGCCCUGUUUGCAGGGCAAGAAAAUUGCAGUGACAAUAGCUCUAGAUGUGACAAGUAAGUGCUACACUGUUUUGGGGUGGAAAUGUUCCUUUUACCCUGAUUUAUUUUUUUAAUUCUUUUUCUUUUUUGCAUUCUUAAUAAAUCCGAGCCUUUAGGUUAUUUAUGCUUACAGAAUAGAUUCCUCAUUAAAAGCUGAAAUGCAA